GGUAAGCUUAGCUACUCUGUCACAAACUCCCACAAUGCUUUGCUGCACAUAGCGUCAGCUGACCGACAUACAAGGAGAAAGAUGUCGCUGAAGAACUGCCGAAGGAUGGAGGCUACAUUUAACUCUAUGGUUUUAGUCCUUUGUGUCCUCACCGGUGUCCUUGGAGACAGCCUUACGGUGUUGCAAGCACCAGAGUUUGUGUCUUUCCAGAAAGGGGACUGGCCGGUAUCUGGGACGAAGAUCCCCGACCUGGUGGCUCUUACCAUGGGCUUCUCUAUUCAAGAGGAUUUGACUUGGCCCGGCCUUCAGGCUGGUCCUUUAUUCCAGCGACCUCGAGCUAACGUGCUUGUGGUAGUGAGAGGAGUCGACAGCUUGUCCUUUCCUCAGAGCGUUGCCUCGUACCCCCUGGAGAACCCGGUACCCUUUACCCUGGACAGUGUUGCAGAGACUGUUCACUCUUUGUUUGCUGAGUACACCCCUGUCGUGCUGCAGCUGGCUCCCAGCGAGGAGCGACUUUACAUGCUCGGCAAGGCCAAUGCCGUGUUUGAGGACCUGCCGGUCACCCUGCAGCAGAUCCGUGCUCGGCUGUCGCAGGACAGCUCCGUGCUGACCUCGCUUCCACUCAAUUCUCUCAGCAGGAAUUCAGAAGCUGAUCUGCUCUUCCUGUCUGAGGUUCAAGUACUGCAUGACAUCACCGCUCUGCUACAGAGACACAAACAUCUGGCCAAGGACAUCUCCCCUGACCUCUACUCCUUGGAGCUUUCUGGUUUGGAGGAGUUGAGUCGGCUUUAUGGCACAGAUUCUCCUCAGUACCGCGAUGCCACCUCCAUCAUAGCCUCUGUCCUUCAGAAAUUUGGGGAGGAUAUGUAUCGUCUCUAUGGCAACGGUGCCGUGGUGGAGGUUGUCACAGUGAAGACCUUUGAGGCUCCUUUGAUCAGGAAGUCCCGUUCAAUCCUGGAAUCUAAGCAGAUUAGCAACCCAGGCCGCCCUUACAACCUGGCCCACAAGUACGGCUUUCAGUACGCUGUCAUCUUCAACAUUGUGCUGUGGCUGAUGAUCGCUCUGGCCCUCGCCGUCAUCGCCAUCGCUUACAAUCUGUGGAACAUGGACCCUGGAUAUGACAGCAUCAUCUACAGGAUGACUAAUCAGAAGAUCAGGAUGGACUGAGUCCUGACCGCCAACACUCCCGGUGUCUCCUUGAAGCUCCUAUGUGAAUGUUUGUGUUUUGUGUGUUUGAGGUCUUCUGCAGUGAAAACGUGUGACGGUUGGAUGGGACGAAGAGCAUGAUGAAUACUUUCACCUUCCUUCUUAACGUGCUGAGCUGAUGAUAUGAACACAUUUUUUUUUAACAUCAGAGUAGUGGUCCUGAAACGUAUCUACAGCGAUGUUAUCUGUCCCGAGUUUAGAACAGACUUCCUCUCCUCAGCUUCACAGCUCUCAUCAUUCCUCCUCGCUAACUUGGUUUCUUUAGCGACUGCAUCUAUUUUCCCUCAUGAAGAUAAAAUAUGUCCUAAUGUUGUGAAAGAGUGAUAUUUGUUUUCAUUGUGGUGUUGAUUUGUUAUGUUUAAAUUAAAUUAAAUCUAUCUGUAUAUAUUGAAAACACACGUUUGCAGAACUGCUGUGCUUUUAUUGUGAAAUAUUGUGUUCAGGUGUGUUUGUGCUUCUAAUUAAAACAAAUAUUUGUUGGAUCACAGAAAAGGUUGAUCAUACAUGAUGUGUUAGUAACACUGUAUAAGGACAGCUCUAUAAAUGCUUUAAAAUAAAGUAUUACAUUGACCUCCCUGAUGUUUACUCAUUAUAGAAGAUAUGCUUUUUUGAUUUCUGAUUUUUGAGUAAAUUAUGUACUCCGAUAUGUAAUUGUUAUACGGGACUGUAGGGUAGGAUGAAACUCCAAAAAUAAAACUGCAUAAAUAAGAUUUAUUCAAAGAAAACCACUUCAAAUUCACACGAUUCUAGAUACACAGAAAAACAUGUAAAAGAAAAAUAAAAUAAUUAAAUUGUGGCAAAUCAAUCACAGAUUUUUGCUGAGUCAUCCUAGUACACCCACGAUCAGAUCAUCAACGACGUUGGGCGGGAUUGUAUCACAUGUACUGCAACCUCUUAGCCAAUCAGAAUUCCGACAGAUAAGAUAAGCCCCGCCCUAACUUAAUUUACUGCAUGUAAUUGGUUGUUUCUCUUUCCGUGUCCCCGGGUGUUUAUAGUUACGUCCGGUGUCGGUACAGGAUCUGCUCGGGUGCAGACCAGACACCGGAGCUCUGUAGGCUGAAACAGAAAGCAGGUAGGUAGAUAGCUGGUUUAGAGAGAAGAUCAGGCUAAUUUUCACUGAAAGGAUAAUAGAAAGGACACCGAAAAACCCAACAAACCAUGGUGUGACUUAUCAUAAAAGCUUGCAGCUACGUGGUCAGGAAGAUCCGGGCGUCUGCCACUGAUGGGGAGCGACAGGAAGAGCCCAGCCACAUGCCAUGUAGUCUAAAAGCUCAGAAGAAAGAGGAGCAAAGGACAGUGGGAUCGUCCUCGGCUACUGUUGCACUGAUCCCAGGAUCGGGUGAAGUGGAUGGAGCAGCGGCCUCAGGGAGGACUCUGGAGACCUCGGUGCAGCCGUACGGCUCCUGACGUUAACAUCUGGCUGGAUACUUGAACUGUAGUCAACUGAAUUUUUAAUCUUUUACUUUUCAGGAUCAAAGUUGCACACAGUUAAAAUGUCAAGCCCAGAGUGACACUCGAUGGGCCGAUUCACAGCAAACAUUCUGAUGCUGCAGAAAAAAGUGCAAUUAAUAAUAAUGGCAAUUAGAGUUUGUCGCUUCUUGUAAUGUAAGGAAAGCUUGAAGUUAUUUCUUCCUGUCUGUGGUUGUCAUUUUGUUUCCUGUGAAUGGCCUGUAUUCAUGUACUGCAGCGUUUGAUGGCAGACUCACCAACCUCUGUGCCCAGAGGCUGAGUAGGCCUGAUGUUUCUGCUGUGACAUCAAUUCAAAUGGUUUUAAUAUUUGCUACUAUUUAACAUCUGCAUAGCUUUAGAUAUGAGAUCGACUCUAACUUUGCAAAUAAAGCCUUUCAAACUGC
Messenger RNA from Nothobranchius furzeri (turquoise killifish), 3059 nucleotides. It is a transcript of the gene atp6ap2, whose product is annotated as ATPase H+ transporting accessory protein 2. Lineage: Eukaryota; Metazoa; Chordata; Actinopteri; Cyprinodontiformes; Nothobranchiidae. The record is from RefSeq and is a predicted model, not a curated record. Gene Ontology annotation, cellular component: membrane; external side of plasma membrane. Gene Ontology annotation, molecular function: signaling receptor activity. Gene Ontology annotation, biological process: positive regulation of Wnt signaling pathway.